CAAAGUUUUGAAAAAAUCUAAACAAUUAUCCUCACUUUCUUUUUAUUUCCGAUGGCUAACUUUCCUUCUCUAAAAUUAAUUGACGUCUGCAAAGUCUCUCCUCCUCCGGCGGCCGCGGUGGUGCCGUCAUCUCUUCCCCUCACUUUCUUUGAUUUAUUGUGGCUAAGGUUUCUUCCAACCCAACGUCUUUUUUUCUAUGAAUUUCCAUCGAAUGAGAUCUCGUUUCACGAUGUCAUUGUUCCGAAGCUCAAGAGCUCUUUGUCUCUUACUCUUCAACACUAUCUUCCUCUGGCUGGCAACCUCGUUUGGCCAUCGCAAUCGGAUGUACCCGUCAUUGAAUUUCACGAGGGCGAUGGGGUUUCCAUGACGGUGGCGGAGUCCGACGGUGACUUUUAUCAUCUUUCUAGUAACGGGUUUCGAAAAGUUUCCGAAUUUCAUCAUCUUGUUCCUGAAUUACCUGUCUUUCAUGAUCGUGCUGCAGUCAUUGCUAUUCAGGUAACUAAAUUUCAAAACGAAGGUUUUUCCAUUGGAAUAACCCAUCACCAUGCAAUCUUAGAUGGAAGAAGCUCAACUUCAUUUAUCAAAUCAUGGGCUCAAAUGUGCAUUGAAGAAUCCUCUGUACCAAUCUCGGAGCAAAUGCCAUUAUAUGAUAGAUCAAUUAUAAAUGAUCCAAAAGAUUUUGCAAAACUCUAUGCAAAGGCAUGGCAAGACAUAGAAGGACCCAACAACAGAAGCUUAAACCUUAAAUUCCCCAAAACAAUACCUGGUUUAAUUAGAAGCACUUUAGAAUUCACACACCAAAACAUUCAAAAGCUAAAUGAAUGGAUCUUGAACAAGAAGAUCAAAAACGAAAAUUUUGAUUCUUCUUCUUCUGACAUAUCUUCAUUUGCAAUAGCAACAGCUUAUCUUUGUGUUUGUACAGCCAAAUUAGAAGGUUUAAAAGAAGGAGAAUUAUGGUUUGUGUUUGCAGCUGAUGCCAGAAUUCGUUUAAAGCCACAAGUGCCAUUGAAUUACUUUGGGAAUUGUUUGGUUGCUGGAUUUGUUCGUCUUGAAAGGUUUGAGCUUUUGAGGGAAAAUGGAAUAAUUUUCGCUUGUGAUGAGAUUUCAAAAGCUAUUAGAAAUUUGGAUGGUGGAGCUUUAAAUGGGUGUGAGAAUUGGGGGUCAAUAAUGAGCCAACUGACAUAUGAUUAUUCAGAAACACAAGCCAUUUCUCUAGCUGGUUCACCAAGAUUUGGAGUUUAUAACGCUGAUUUUGGAUUUGGAAAGCCAAAGAAAGUGGAGAUUGUGUCAGCUGAAUCACCAUAUUUUUUUUCUUUGACUGAUAGUAGAAAUAGUGAUGCGGUAAUGGAGAUUGGUGUUGUUAAGGAAAGGGAUGAAAUGGAAGCUUUUGUUGCUAUAUUUAAUCAAGGCUUUGAAUCUAUUUGAAAUGAUCAUCAUACGGAUAAUUGUUUCCAAAGGUUUUUACUAUUCCAAUUUUAUCCAUGUGUAGUUUAUAUGACUUUUUUCAUUUUAGCUAUAUGGGACUAUAUGGGACUUUUAUGUAUGUCUUAUUUAAUAAAUUUUAACAUCAGUUGUUUAUAGUUAA
This is a messenger RNA of Cucumis sativus (cucumber), 1585 nucleotides long. RefSeq names its product phenolic glucoside malonyltransferase 2-like. NCBI's taxonomy places the organism in Eukaryota, Viridiplantae, Streptophyta, Magnoliopsida, Cucurbitales, Cucurbitaceae. Bases 52 to 1425 code for a protein of 457 amino acids. The record is from RefSeq and is a predicted model, not a curated record. The transcript has 2 exons.